Messenger RNA from Eufriesea mexicana, 2269 nucleotides. RefSeq names its product choline dehydrogenase, mitochondrial. Gene Ontology annotation, molecular function: flavin adenine dinucleotide binding; oxidoreductase activity, acting on CH-OH group of donors. The transcript is spliced from 2 exons. The record is from RefSeq and is a predicted model, not a curated record. Lineage: Eukaryota; Metazoa; Arthropoda; Insecta; Hymenoptera; Apidae.
AUUAUAUAUGCGAUGGAAAAAUAACAUCGACGUAUCAAUGCUUUCCGACUGACUACGAGGAUGAAAUUUCUGUCAACCGUGAUCUUCGCUUGUGCUGUGAUCUACUACUUCGUCUUUUAUUACCACUCCGUAACGACGAGCACGACUCGGUAUAAGAACGUCUAUGGCACCACGAACUUCAAUACCACAUGGGCAGAAAACCUGAUUGAUAGUAUAAAAGGUAUCUUCAAGUUCUUACGUCAAGGUUACACGCACGAAAACGCCCAGCCUGAUGUGACGCCGAUACCUAACUCCAGCUACGACUUCGUCGUGAUAGGCGCCGGGACAGCUGGAGCAACGGUGGCGUCUAGACUUAGCGAGAUCCCAGAUCUCACGGUUCUUCUGAUCGAGGCCGGGGGCGAAGAAACUACAAUCAUGAGCAUACCCUUGAUAGCUGGUUUAUUACAAUCCUCGGAAAUAAUCAACUGGAAAUACGAAACGUAGUUCUGCAGAGGGAUGAAUAACCGCAGGUGUAUGUGGCCUAAAGGGAAGGUGAUGGGUGGAAGUAGCACUAUAAAUUACCUGAUCGGUACUCGAGGCAACAAAUGGGACUACGACAGGUGGGCUGAACUGGGUAACGACGGAUGGGCGUACAAGGAUGUGCUGAAGUACUUCAAGAAACUAGAGACCGUUCGGAUCCCUGAACUAAGGAAGGACAAGAAGAAUCAUGGAACGGAUGGUCCACUUUCGUUAGAGUAUUCGAUAUUCCAGACACCUCUGUUAACCGCGUUCCUGGAGGCUGGCCAGGAGCUCGGUUAUCCGUUGGUGGAUUACAACGGGGACACGCAGAUCGGUUUCUCGCCGAUACAAGCGACUAUGUACAAAAGCUCCCGCAUGAGCAGCAAUAGAGCCUACCUAGUUGGCAAACUUCGAAGCAAUCUCCACGUGACCAAGUGGACCAUGGUGCACAAGAUACUGAUAGACGAGCAGAGUAAACGUGCUAUCGGAGUGGAGAUGGAGAAAGGAAAUCGUCGUUUCUCGGUGUUCGCGAAGAAAGAGGUGAUCCUGUGCGCUGGAGCGAUAGGCUCCCCUCAGUUGUUGAUGUUGUCCGGAAUAGGACCCGCGAAUCAUUUGACAGAAUUAGGUAUAAAAGUAACGAAGGAUGCGAGAGUUGGUGACAAUUUGAUGGAUCACGUAAUGUUUAGUGGGAUCACAUUCAGUAUCAAGGAACCAGUGAGCGUAAUCUUUAACGAAGUAAUAAACCCUUUCAAACCGUUCCUGAAAGACUACUUACUGCAUAAAAAGGGACCAGUAACGUUGCCUGGUGGAUGCGAAGGGAUAGCAUUCGUGGACACAAAUGACCCGACGAAUAGAGACGGUCUUCCGGAUAUAGAGAUGAUUAGUUUGAGCUGUACAAGCUACGCUAACAAUGCUGUAGUGAAAAAUUUUGGGUAUUUUGGGGAGAUAAAAGAUAAAAUCGAUCAGAUGUACAAUAUGCAAGGAUGGCAAAUAAUUCCGGUACUACUACGUCCAAAGAGUCGAGGUUGGAUAAGACUAAAGUCCAAGGACGUUAACGUGAAACCAAAGAUAAUUUCCAAUUAUCUGAGUCAUCCGGAUGACAUUAAGGUUUUGCUGAGGGGGAUCAGAAUAGCCUAUAGUUUCGGUGAGUCGAAGGCGUUUAAGAAAUUUGGUUCAGAGUUCUAUAAUAAAACGAUAUCCGAGUGUGAGAAGUAUCAGUUCGACACUGACGAUUAUUGGAUGUGCUUCUUAAGAAUGGAGACACUCACUUUAUAUCACUAUAGCGGGACCUGCAAAAUGGGACCAGAGAGCGACCCUACUGCCGUCGUCGAUCCAACAUUGAAGGUAAUUGGCAUCAAAGGAUUACGAGUGGUUGAUACUUCCAUAAUGCCAGAAAUUCCAUCAGGACAUACGAAUAUUCCAACAUACAUGAUAGCGGAAAAAUUAUCAGACAUGAUCAAAAACGAAUGGGGAUAUACGAAUAAUUCAACUGAAUUUUGAUCUCUUCAAUUCUGACUUUGGAAUACUUUAAAGUAGAAAGAAAGGAAGCCAGAAAGAAAAACAAGCUGCCUGUAUUCUUGAAUCUCACAUUGAUCUUUUUCUGGCUUCUUUUUUCUUUCCUUUAUUCUGACAAGGAAGUUUGAGGUAUGAAUUCAUGCAUAGUCAUUUAUAAUUUGUGAAAUGUAAUUAUAUGUUGUAUUUUCGAAUUUACAUUGCGGUUGAAACGCAUCACAUAAAUAUCAAUCAUCAAUAAAACGUUCCUAAACAUUAA